UAGGAGAAAAAUAAAAGAUAUUUUCUAUAUUAUUCUUGUGUCGCCAGCAAAGGUUGGAACUGAAACAUUCAAUUCCUUUUUUUUUAGUUCGAAUCUCUUACAGAAAUGGCGGCAGUGACGAAGCUUCAGUUAUUUGCUUACCAGAAGGACCAACAGUUUUGUUUCAAGGAACAACAACGGAGCAACUGGCUUAAAGUUAAACGUGGUUGUUUUGUACGGUUGCCCUUUCCAACUAGAAACCGUCAUGGGGCGUACGUGCAGAAGUGUCGGUCUUUUAGGGGAGAUGAUGGAGGGGAAAUGAAAGAGAAAGAGAUGGAAAGCGAGAGAAAGCUUGGGAUUUUGAUGGAAAAUGAAUUGAAGCUGGAAAAAGGGGAUGGGUUCUGGAAAUCUUUGAAAUCUGCUGUUUUCGGGGUUAGUAAAUUGGGCUCCCAAUCUCAAGAUGACUAUGAAAAAGCUGUGGCUAAAGUUGAUGAAGUUUUCUCCUCGAUUGCUAUGCAAAUUGGAAGAUAUAUCGUGACCAUGAUGAGCACUGGAGUGAUUCUCUUGACUGGUUUUCAGUUGUCAGGUGGAGACGGUCAGAUGAAUACAUUGAUUUGGUAUAGCUGGGUUGGAGGGGUUAUCAUUGGAACCAUGAUUGGAGCAAAUAUGGUUCUAGAUGAACACUGUCGAGCUGGUCCUAGAAAUGUUGUUAUAACUGGAAGCACAAGAGGAUUGGGAAAAGCACUUGCUCGAGAAUUUCUUCUUUCUGGAGAUCGUGUUGUCGUUGCGUCUCGCAGUCCCGAGUCCGUUGAUAUGACUGUCAAAGAACUUGAGGAAAGCCUGAAGGAAGGUAUGACUGCCGGUGGCUCAUCCAGCAAGAAUCUGAAACAAGCGAAAGUGGUUGGUAUAGCAUGUGAUGUUUGUGAAGCAGAUGAUGUCGAAAAAUUGGCUAACUUUGCCAUCAGCGAACUUGGUUCUGUUGACAUUUGGAUAAAUAACGCUGGCACUAACAAAGGUUUUAGACCACUACUGCAGUUCAGUGAUGAAGAUAUUAAACAGAUUGUCUCAACAAAUCUCGUUGGAUCUAUUCUCUGCACCCGGGAAGCCAUGCGCAUCAUGAAAAACCAGCCAAAGGGGGGACACAUAUUUAAUAUGGAUGGUGCAGGUUCUGGGGGAUCUAGUACUCCUUUGACUGCAGUAUAUGGGUCAACGAAAUGUGGUCUUAGGCAACUUCAUGCUUCACUUUUGAAGGAAUGCAAACGUUCUAAACUAGGAAUCCACACAGCAUCUCCAGGCAUGGUCCUUACAGAUUUGCUCUUAAGUGGUUCAACCUUAAAGAACAAACAAAUGUUUAAUAUUAUUUGUGAGCUCCCUGAGACUGUUGCAAGGAGUCUAGUUCCACGAAUGCGGGUUGUAAAGGGAACAGGGAAGGCCAUCAACUACUUGACUCCACCUCGGAUACUAUUGGCUUUAAUCACUGCAUGGCUGCGACAAGGUCGUUGGUUUGAUGAACAGGGUAGGGCAUUAUAUGCAGCAGAGGCAGACCGUAUCCGGAACUGGGCUGAAAACCGUACACGGUUCUCGUUUACAGAUGCAAUGGAAAUGUACACUGAAAACACUUUGGUGUCUGUGUUUUCACUUUCAGUUGUUUGUGCCUUCAUCAUCCUUUCUAGCACAAGCAGCACAUUACCCGGCACAUGAGACGGCACAGUCAUAAUCCAAAUGCAUCAAAGACUAUUUAUAUCUCAUGCAAGGAGCCAAGUAUGAUGCCUGUGAUUGUACAAGUGACAUGAUACGAUUCUAAAGUCUAAACCGACCAUUCUAUGGUUCAAUGGUUUGGUUUUUCACCUGCAACCUCUCAGGAUAUGCAUAUAUAUUUAACAAUUGGAUCUUGUACAAGUACCAGUUGAGACCAGAUUUAUUGGGUUUGAAUACAAUAGAAUAGGAAGACGUACUAUUUUUCAUUGAAGCAUUCUUUAUUCCUCAUACUUGUAACAUGUAUUCAUGUAAUGAUUUAAACUGUAAUGAACUUUGGAUCAUUCAUGUUCAA
Messenger RNA from Hibiscus syriacus, 2029 nucleotides. RefSeq names its product probable chlorophyll(ide) b reductase NYC1, chloroplastic. Gene Ontology annotation, biological process: chlorophyll catabolic process; PSII associated light-harvesting complex II catabolic process. The record is from RefSeq and is a predicted model, not a curated record. Lineage: Eukaryota; Viridiplantae; Streptophyta; Magnoliopsida; Malvales; Malvaceae. The transcript has 10 exons. The coding region runs from base 106 to 1680 and encodes 524 amino acids. Gene Ontology annotation, molecular function: chlorophyll(ide) b reductase activity.